AUAUUCAGGGCCAUCUCUAGGCCUGGGCUGGGUGGUGCAAUGCGCCAGGGCGCCUGGCCACCAGGGGCGCUACUGCGCCAGACAGCUGAGCUGAUGUCUGAGAAUGACUUUCCUCCCUUCCAGAGGGAAGUGAUUGCGCACGGGGCCAGCCUCCUGUGUCUGCAGGGGAGUGUGGUUGGCCCCCUGCACCAGCCCUUCCCCCCCACCGCAUCAUACCACUCUGCCAGCCAAUAGGGCUCAUGGGGGGCGGAGUCCCGCUCAGUAACUGCUGCUGCGGCGGGAAUUAUUUCUCUUUGCUUCCUGCUCUCAUCGGAUCAAGACAUUGGCUGAAGACCUUGCUGGGUUCUUUCCUUCAGCUGCGUGGCUUCUUUAGAGCUCCUGCUCUCACAGCUGGCUGCUGAGUUUUUGAGCCUGCCUGCCACGUUUUUCUUUCUUUCUCAUUUGUUUUCUGCAUCCACCGUUUGCAUUCCUGUGCAUGAGUGGCUCCCCUUUGCAGGUUGAGCCUUCUUGCGGCCAGAGGAACACCACGUGGAGAGAGCAAGGAGCAGCUGGUAUUAGGAAUAUUGGGACAUUGAUGUUAUGGCGAAAAUUGACGUUGUGGCGAAUUUUUUUGUGGCAAAAGCACAGAAUUGGUACGUCAGACUCUGAAGAGGCACUGGGAAUAAAAGCCGUCACAAAGACAACACAGGGAAGUGGAAAACAUAUUAAGUACAGCUUGGCUGGACAAAGUAUCUGAUUAAAGCACAUUUUUAAGUAGUAUUUUAAAAGGGUGCUUUCUCACCACAUUAUGUAGCCCAAACUGUGCGUGAAUCUGCAAUCCAGUGAUCUGCUUUGAACAUAUGUCAAGAAACUGCAAAACUCAGUGUAACUAGAGCUGAGUAGCAUUUACUGUGAGGUCUGUGGAUCCUCCUGGGAGAAAGAAAUGAUGGGUUCCUCUGAAACUGAAAACACAGAGCAAAAGAUCCCUAUGAUUCCAGAUGCAGCUAAGAAUGGGGAAAGUAAUGGAAGCACCAUACAAGCAAGAGGCAAGGAAAAGCGAAAACAGCAGCAGCAGCAGCAGCAGCAGCAGCAACAACAACAACAACAACAUGAAGCAAAAGUCUCUCCGAAACUGAGCAAUUUUCUAUAUGGUCUGAGCAAUAAAGGAAAAGAGAAACUUCCUUUUAGUGCACUAACCGUGAGCUUGGUCGUUAAUGCCAUUCUGAUCCUUAUCAUCAUCCUCAGCAUUCUUUUAUCAGGGAGAAGUUGUGAAGUAUUGCCAACAGUGCAACCUUCUCCUUCCACUCCAACUGAGUGCUGUCCAAAUGGCUGGAUAGGCUACCAAAGGAAAUGCUACUAUUUUUCAGAGAGUGACAGAAACUGGACUUAUAGCCAGAAUUACUGUGCCUCUUUCAAUGCCUCUUUGGUCGUGAUUGACUCCCAAAAAGAGAUGAACUUCUUGAGACGAUACAAAGGUCCUGCUGACUACUGGAUUGGUCUCCAAAGGAUGAAUGACCAGGAACCUUGGAAAUGGAUCGAUGGCACCAUUUUCAACAACUGGUUUGAAAUUAGGGGAGGAGGAGAAUCUGCUUACAUUUACAAUCAAGGUGUUGCCAGCUCUAGCGGCCGACGGGAAGAACCCUGGAUCUGCAGCAAACCAGUUCACAAAUGAGAAAGGGCAGUGGAUGCUAAUUUGGCCGGGGUUAGGGGGCGUGUUGUAAGAAUUUUGGGGUCAUAUAUAAAAAAUUAAAUGUUCAUAAGUGUAUAUAUCAAUCACGUCUUAAAUGGUACAGGAAGGCAAUCCUGAAGCCAUUUUGAUUCUC
Messenger RNA from Zootoca vivipara (common lizard), 1802 nucleotides. Lineage: Eukaryota; Metazoa; Chordata; Lepidosauria; Squamata; Lacertidae. The record is from RefSeq and is a predicted model, not a curated record.